AUAAAACCUUAUUAAAAUGAAAUCUUUCCUUCUUCAAGAACCUCUGUUGCGGCUACUGAUAAUAAAGACAAGACGCUUCUGCACGUCCAGCCGACACCUGGAAGCACAGGGAUGGUUACCAAAAUCAUAACCCAGCAUUUGGGACACCCCAAGAGCACUCUAAUGGGCUGGGUGACACAGAGCCUAAUGAAACAGAACAACCGUUUUUUGGAGGAGAACGCAGUGAGACUGUGUGAGAUACAAGCAGACAACACGGUUCUGGAGGUGGGUUUCGGGCCGGGGCUGGGUCUGCAGGAGGCGGUACAGUACCUGACAGAUCCCAGGGGGAAGCUGCUGGGGCUCGACUACUCGGAGUACAUGCACAAGGUGGCCAGAGAGAGGCUGCGGGAUCACAUCGCCUCGGGGAAGGUGCGGCUCUUCCAGGGCAGGGUGGAGUCCAUCCCACUGCCUGCCUGCUCCGUGGACAAGGUGUACCACUGCAACUGCCACCUGUACUGGCCUGACAUGAGAGCCGGGAACGCAGAGCUGCUGCGGGUCAUGAGACCAGGAGCCCUGAUGGUGUCGACUCUAAACCUGGAUUACCUCCGAUGGGGUCUAUCUUGGGGGUUCCUGCAGGGGGCGAAUGUGGAGCCCAAGCCCUACCUGGAGGCUCUGCGGGCCGCAGGGUUCACCGAUGUCCGUCUGGAGGAGAAAUACGACAAGGGGAGGAAAUUCGAGGCCAUAUUCGCCACGGCUGAGAAAUAGAGAGAAAUGUCUUGAAAUAAAGAGAUACGCUUAAAAAUACAUUCAUCUGUAGUGGAUCUGAAAGAAUGAAUUUACCACACUGUAAAAAAAAAUGUGUGUUUGUGCUUUUCAACUAGAAAUAACAUUACAAUGCAAAUCAAUUUAAUAAAAUGCAAGCAGACCUUGUUUAUAAUCCA
Acipenser ruthenus (sterlet) is the source of this 920-nucleotide messenger RNA. RefSeq lists its product as uncharacterized. Lineage: Eukaryota; Metazoa; Chordata; Actinopteri; Acipenseriformes; Acipenseridae. Gene Ontology annotation, biological process: sterol biosynthetic process. The record is from RefSeq and is a predicted model, not a curated record. Gene Ontology annotation, cellular component: endoplasmic reticulum. Gene Ontology annotation, molecular function: sterol 24-C-methyltransferase activity. The transcript is spliced from 4 exons. Bases 112 to 744 code for a protein of 210 amino acids.